This is a messenger RNA of Schistocerca americana (American grasshopper), 2513 nucleotides long. RefSeq names its product probable ATP-dependent RNA helicase DDX31. Gene Ontology annotation, molecular function: ATP binding; nucleic acid binding. NCBI's taxonomy places the organism in Eukaryota, Metazoa, Arthropoda, Insecta, Orthoptera, Acrididae. Gene Ontology annotation, biological process: ribosome biogenesis. The transcript has 12 exons. The record is from RefSeq and is a predicted model, not a curated record. The coding region runs from base 254 to 2485 and encodes 743 amino acids. Gene Ontology annotation, cellular component: nucleus.
ACGGUACGUACGUGUAUAGGGGUGAAGUAGUUGUCUGGAACGCUAAUAAACUGCUGCUGACUGCUAGAUUUGGAGCAUCUUUCAUAUUAUCUUUGGUUUAGCGAAGGGAGCACGUGUGUUUACAAAUGAAGUAUGUAAUAGCAGACACUGAUAUUUACGUUGUGAUGUGCGUAAUGAGAUACUGCUCUUAAGCUGUUUGUAUGUCGUGUAUUAUUCGCCGUGUGACAAAAAUUUACCCGAAUUUUUGUGUAAAAUGGAUUUUAAUGAGAGCAUUUCGAUAAAUGUUGGAAGUUUUUCUUCUGAUGUCGACAACAUAUCGAAGGUUGGAAAGACACGUUUAACAGUACCUUCUGCGGUUUCCAACAAAGGUAUGGUAAAGAAAGCUGUUAAGCACAAGAGAAAAUUUUCCAAAGUUGAAGGUUUCGAUAGGGAAACUGUUAGUGAUUCACGCCUGGAUGAACAAAAAUCUGCACAUAUUCAGUCAGAGAAAUCUACCAGUUCCAUACCUAAUGCCACAGAACGUUUUAAGAGAAAGAAAUCUAAUGUUGCCAAGAAUAGAGAUGACUUUCCUGAGCAUGGAAUCGAGGUGGACACAAAAGAAACCCAAUUUCGAGCAAGGAUGUUGGAGAAACAGCCCACAGAACCAGUGAAGGAAAUUUUAUUUUCUACAGAGGAAUUUAAAUCAUUGCCUAUUCAUCCUUUUACUGUCUCUAACUUGAACCAAAAUAUGAAUAUAAAUAAGUUAACUAUGGUUCAGAAACUGACAAUACCAACCAUAUUAUCAGGUGUGGAUGUUUUAGUUAGAUCACAGACAGGUAGUGGCAAAACUUUAGCAUACGCUGUGCCUAUAAUUGAAGCUUUGCAAAAAAUAAGACCAAAGCUGUCACGAAAGGAUGGUGUCCAUGCCCUCAUUAUCGUGCCAACCAGGGAAUUGGCUCUACAGACUUAUGAAGUAUUCCUCAAACUUCUUAAACCAUUCACAUGGAUAGUACCCGGAUGCCUGAUGGGUGGCGAAAAGCGGAAAUCAGAGAAAGCACGGCUAAGAAAAGGAAUAACUAUAUUGGUGGGCACACCUGGGCGACUUUUAGAUCAUGCUAACAAAACUCGUGCCCUGAGGUUUGAUCGUACCUCAUGGCUGGUUGUAGAUGAAGCAGACAGACUGUUUGAACUGGGCUAUGAACGUGACAUUAAUGCCUUGCUGCAGUUGUUGGAUGAUCACCGGAAAGAAUAUGAAUUGUGUUAUGGUGCUGGAUAUGGUAGCAUUCUUCGUCAGAGUGUACUCCUCUCUGCAACACUUACACCAGCUGUUAAAAAUCUUUCUAAUCUUGCUCUAAGAGAUCCGACAUACAUUGAGACUGCUGAAGAAGGUGGAACUGAAGUAAAGAAGGAUACAGAUAUCACCCUGCCUUCAACUUUAUCUCAGUACUUUAUGAUGACACCAGCAAAACUUCGCCUUGUCAGUCUCAUUGCAUUCAUUGUCUGCAAAUGUCAGUUCAGUGAAGAAAGGAAGAUCAUAGUGUUCUGUGGAACACAAGAUAUGGUGGACUUCCAUACAGACAUAUUCUCAGUAGUUCUGAAUGAUACUUCAGCUGCCAUUGGUAAUAUAUCAUCUGAGGAUGACAUAUCAGAUGAAGAGAGUGAAUCAAACUCAUUGAAGAAAAAGAAGAAACUUAAAACACCGCUUGUUGUCAAACAAGAUGAAGAAGAAGGAGCCCUUGCAGAUAUUGACGUUUUCCGGCUGCAUGGACAUAUGUCUCAGCAGGAAAGAACAGAAGUUUUCAAAACAUUUAGGAGUGCCUCGCGUGGUGUGCUUUUCUGCACAGACGUGGCGUCCCGCGGCCUGGACCUGACGCUGGUGGACUGGGUGGUGCAGCUGUCGCCACCGCAGUCCGUGUCGCACUACGCGCACCGAGUGGGCCGCUCCGCUCGCGUCGGCGCCCACGGCUCUGCUUUGCUCUUCCUCGUCGAUUCGGAGCUCGAGUUUGUCGAGAAACUCCACGAAGCUCGCAUCAGUUUAGAGGAGCAAGAGAUGUCCACCUACUUCGAGUACUUAAAGAUGGCCGUUAAUGCUUCGCCGAGAUGGAAAAGUGAGCUGGAAACGUACCUUCAUAAAGCAGAAACUGUAGCAGUAGGUCUCCAGCACUCUCUUGAAGACAUCGUGUUAAACGACGAGAAACUUAAGCAGAAGGCAUGUAAAGCCUAUACAUCGUGGAUGCGCUUUUACUCGAGCUACCCGAAGGAAGUGCGGUCUAUCUUCAACAUGAAGCGGGUGCACCCAGGGCACUUCGCGUCCAGCUUCGCGCUGCGCAUGGCUCCGUCGCAGAUCGUCCGCUGCUCCAAGGGCCUGCCGACUACCCCACUCCCGCCCAGGCCGAAGAAGACAAACUCGCCCGUCAAGAGGCCACAGCAGCCGAUGUCAACAGUUUCCGAGUAUGACAGCGGGUUACCAGCCAUCAAAAAACGACGUAAAUCUGGAAUAAAAUAAACGAUCGAUGAACAGAAAAGAAAAGAAA